Syzygium oleosum is the source of this 1231-nucleotide messenger RNA. RefSeq lists its product as uncharacterized. NCBI's taxonomy places the organism in Eukaryota, Viridiplantae, Streptophyta, Magnoliopsida, Myrtales, Myrtaceae. The record is from RefSeq and is a predicted model, not a curated record. The transcript is spliced from 4 exons. Bases 177 to 977 code for a protein of 266 amino acids.
CAAGAAUUUUCCUGCGAAAUGAAAGAACGAAGUCAAAAGCACACAGUCCCGCACUUUCUAUAUAAAGACUUGCGCUCAUCUUCCUAGGAUAGAGAGAAAAUUUGUGCUACGAGCUGCCAUUCUCUCCCCUGAGAAGUUCCUCUCUCUUUCCCUCGCCAUUCUUUUCUCCCGUGAACAUGAUCGCCGCGAGACUCGAGCGACCCCCCCACUGCCAACACGUGGUCGUCAUGCGCCAUGGUGACCGCCUCGACAGCAUCGAUCGGUCAUGGCCGUCCACGGCCCCUAGGCCUUGGGACCCUCCAUUGGCCGAGGUCGGGUUUGCCAGGGUGCUUGAGACGGCCAGGCAACUCCCCGCCCAGCUCGGCUUCCCAAUCCACCGGAUCAUCGUGUCUCCCUUCCGGAGGUGCGUCGACACCGCUCUCGGGCUGAUCGCCGGUCGCCCGGCCCCGGGCGAGGGCCCCGACAUAGGGAGAGGCGACGGCGGCAUCGACCCGUCAAGAGUCAAGGUAUCUAUAGAGUAUGGAAUGGGGGAGCUGUUCAACAUCAUAGCAUUCAGACAUCCUCCUCCUAGUCCUGAAAAUCAUGGGGAUUGGGGAUUCAACAUUCCUGAGAUUGAAGCCUUGAUUCCACCAGCCACUUUGGAUCAUACAGUGAAGCCAGUGUUCAAUGAGCUGCCACAAUGGGGAGAGACUGAACCAAAGGCAAGGGAUAGAUAUCUCCACACUAUUCAUUCUCUUGCCGAUAGCUACCCUUCAGAAAAUUUGCUGCUUAUCACUCAUGCGGAAGCAGUGAAGGUCGCGGUCUCGACACAUCUGGAGGAUGCUGCGAGGUUCGAGAUCAAGACGGGUUACUGCGGGUACGUACAACUUAGAAGACAGGUCGAUAAGAGCAGCGACGCGUUCGAGGCCGGCGAGUUCCAGCUUCUCGCCAUCCAUGGCCAAACUGGCGUCAACUGCUUCCCGAGGACGGAGAUGUGAUCGGUACCCUCAUGUUUGCAUGGCUUGUCGUAGCACAUAUGAUCCAAAAGAGCUUGGUCUAAUGAGUUUUGUUUCUUCGUCAAAGUUUCCUUCUGUUGGGGGGAUUGCUUGUAAGGACGGACUGUUAUUGAAUGUGAUUAUGUUCUUUUCUCUAAUUUUCUUUUUCGCUAUGUUAGUCUAAUGCUCUCAUUAAGUCAAACUAAAAGAUUGUUCUAAUAUUUAAAAGGGCAUGUAUUCUGUGUUUAGGAAUUUGU